Messenger RNA from Fraxinus pennsylvanica, 2013 nucleotides. The record is from the annotation of a GenBank genome assembly. Lineage: Eukaryota; Viridiplantae; Streptophyta; Magnoliopsida; Lamiales; Oleaceae.
AUGCAAUUACGCCUUUCUUCAUUACUGGUGCACGUACCUCUACUCUACAAGCUCCCACCGGAAGUUUCACCGGAAUUUGAAAAUAGAAACCAAAUGACGGGCUGUGUACUCUCGACAUCAGUACAAGAAGACUUGGUUGUGAUUGAUAAUGGAAUACUCCAGCUCACGUUGACCAAUCCAGGAGGAAUUAUUAGGGGUAUAAAAUAUAAUGGAAUUGACAACUUGUUAGAACUGAAGAACAAAGAUCUGAAUGGAGGGUUUUGGGACCUUAAUUGGAGUGAAGCAGGGAGUUCCAAGACAAGAGGAAAAUUUGAUACGAUUGAAGGGACAAGCUUGAAAGUUAUCGUAGAAAAUGAGGAGCAGAUCGAGCUCUCAUUCACAAGAAUGUGGGAUGCUUCAGUCCAGGGUGAACAAGCUCCUUUAUAUAUAGACAGACGGUUUGUGAUGCUUCGUGGCUCCUCAGGAUUCUACUCCUAUGCCAUUUUUGAACAUUUAGAGGACUUUCCUGGUUUCAACCUUAACACAACCAGGAUUGCGUUCAUGCUCAAAAAGGACACGUUUCACUACUUGGCCAUAUCAGAUAGUAGGCAAAGAUACAUGCCCCUUCCAGAUGAUCGUUUACCAGAAAGAGGUCAACAACUAGCUUACCCAGAAGCAGUACUCCUUGUCGAUCCUAUAGAACCAGAAUUCAAAGGAGAAGUAGACGACAAGUAUCAGUACUCAUGUGAGAACAAAGAUAAUCAGGUGCAUGGAUGGAUAUGUUUUGACCCACCAGUAGGGUUCUGGCAAAUAACUCCUAGCAACGAGUUUCGUACUGGAGGACCCUUCAAACAAGACUUAACAUCCCAUGUGAACCCAACAACCCUUGCUAUAUUUGUUACUUCACAUUAUGCGGGAGAGGAUCUUCUAGUAAAAUUUCAAUCUGGUGAAGUAUGGAAGAAAGUCUUGGGCCCGGUUUUUAUCUAUCUAAAUUCUGUACCAGAUAGAGAUGAUGCUCUUUCUCUUUGGGAUGAUGCUAAAGAGAAGAUGAAAAUGGAAGUCCAAUCAUGGCCUUACAGUUUCCCAGCGUCCACGGAUUUUCAAAAAUCUGAUCAAAGAGGCACAGUAAGGGGUAAAUUGAUGGUACAGGACAGGUAUAUAAGCAAUGACACCAUACUGGCAAAAGCUGCAUACGUUGGAUUGGCACCACCUGGUGAUGUUGGAUCAUGGCAAAGAGAACACAAGGGGUAUCAAUUUUGGACCACAGCAGAUGAAAAUGGCUCCUUUGUCAUUAAUAAUAUACAAACUUGUGACUAUAAUCUCUAUGCAUGCGUCCCUGGAUUUAUUGGAGAUUACAAGUAUGAAAUCCCAUUAGCCAUUACCCCAGGUUGUGAUAUUGACGUAGGUGAGCUUAUUUUUGAGCCUCCAAGAGACGGUCCCACGCUGUGGGAAAUUGGCAUCCCUGAUCGUACUGCAGAAGAAUUUUACGUUCCUGAUCCCAACCCAAUGUACAUCAACAAACUAUAUGUCGAUCACCCAGACAGGUUUAGACAGUAUGGGUUAUGGGAACGAUAUGCUGACCUAUAUCCAGAUAAAGAUUUGGUUUACACUGUUGGUGUUGAUGAUUAUCGAAAGGAUUGGUUCUUCGCUCAGGUUACAAGGAAAACUGGUGAUAAUGCAUAUAAAAGCACAACAUGGCAAAUCAAAUUCAAUCUUGACAAUGUGGAUCAAGCCGGAACCUACAUAUUAAGAUUAGCACUUGCAUCUGCACAUAAUUCCGACUUGCAGGUCCGGAUAAAUGAUCCUGAUGUAAAUCCUCCGGUAUUUUCAAGUGGAGUUAUUGGGGGUGACAACGCGAUUGCCAGGCAUGGAAUUCGUGGAAUCUAUUGGUUAUUUAGUGUGGAGAUACCUGGUUCUGAAUUAGUCCAAGGGGAAAAUACCAUAUACUUGACACAAGCUAGGAGCAGUAGCCCUUUCCAAGGAAUUAUGUAUGACUACAUUCGUAUGGAAAGUCCCCCAUCUGUUUACUCUUAG